UCAACAACAACGCGCUGUCAACCUUAAACACUCCAGAAGCUAGAGUGGGAAGAUGACCAUGUAGAAUGACUUCAUGGAAGAGCCUAUAUAAGCUAAAGGAAGUAGGUUACUGCAGCGUUAGGAUAUUAAUCCAAAGGAACUACAAGCUUAGUAUUUGUACAAGUGUAACAACAAUGUCCCAGCCAGCUCCUGUGAAAAAGAAACGUCCUCCAGUAAAAGAAGAAGAUCUCAAAGGAGCUAAAGGAAAGCUAUCGAGUAACCAGGAAAUCAAAUCCAAAACCUAUCAAGUCAUGAGGCAGUGUGAGCACGCUGGCUCUGCUGCACCGUCGGUCUUCAGCCGAGAACGCACAGGAGGAGAAACAGUCUUUGACAAACCAAAAGCAGAGCCUCCAAAGAGUGUCUUUGGCUGACAGCCAUGAGUAUUCCUGGCACCCUUCACUUCUUGUCUUGUUUUCCCAUAUAUCAGUCUUAUUAUUGGGCUAUUAACUUAAUCCUUCAGUCAUGAAUCAGUGAAAGAACUUGAAUUGAAAGACAUCCCUUCUUUUUAUAUAUGAUGGGAUUUUUUUUCUUAGCUGUCCAGUAGAUAAUUCAAGUUAUUGAGUUCAGGAUGAUAUUGGAAUGACCAAUUUUGUAACAAAAAUCCAGGAUUCUUCCUUUUAAAGUUAGUGUUCCGCUUCUAAUUGUGCUUAUGGUGUUGUAGCAUAAAACAAAUAAAGCUUGGUGAUUUUGA
Molecule: messenger RNA, 730 nt
Organism: Candoia aspera
Lineage: Eukaryota; Metazoa; Chordata; Lepidosauria; Squamata; Candoiidae
Gene: MUSTN1
Product: musculoskeletal, embryonic nuclear protein 1
Exons: 3
Coding region: 66-410 (114 amino acids)
Biological process (GO): tissue regeneration; chondrocyte differentiation; chondrocyte proliferation
Cellular component (GO): nucleus
Source: RefSeq, a predicted model, not a curated record